GCCUCAAUUAUUUAGCUUUUGACUUUCUGCUUCCUCGUUCCCAUCUCCUAAAGUCUUCCUUCUUCCAUUCCACCGCUUUACCCGUUAACGGGUCUCCCACUCUUAAAAACCUUUGGUCAAUAUCUUCUUCUCCCUGUUUUCUCCAAAAAUCCACGUGUGCACCUCUCAUUGGUUUUACCCUUUGACAGAAAUCAGGUCAGAAACGGCAAGUCAGCAUUUGCAUUGAAAUAGAAGAAAAUAAAACCAUUCAUCAAAGUUUGACUCCCAAUACAUUAGAAUACAAUUUCCUCUCUCUUUUCUUUUAUCAUCUUUGGCUUUGUUCUACUUCUCCUUUCUCUUCAUCUCCUUUUCUCUCAUAAAUAUUGGGGUUUUCUCUUUCUCUUCUCUUUGUUUGAUGUUUUUACAGAUAUGGCUGUAGAUUUGAUGACCACUAGCUGUAGGAACAAUAGUUACACAUCAAAAAUGGAUGAAAACGCCAUGCAAGAAGCUGCUACCGCUGGUUUACAAAGCGUUGAGAAAUUAAUCAGAUUGCUUUCUCAAUCUCAAAAUCAUUCACAAAAACUGAAACAGAACUUUCAAGAUCCAUCUUUAAAAGCUAACCCCACCAUAGAUUUUUCAACAGAUUACCUAGCAGUAGCUGAUACAGCUGUCAACAAAUUCAAAAAGUUCAUUUCUUUACUUGGCAAAUCAAGAACCGGUCAUGCCCGGUUCCGUAGGGGUCCAGUCACCACCAGUCCUAAAGAAAAGGAGAACCCACAAUCCGGUUCAAAAAUCUAUUGUCCGACCCCGGUUCAGUGUUUACCUCCGUUCCCCCAAAACUCGCACGUCCAGGUGGGGUCGUUGGAGAGGAAAGAGUCAACGACGACCAUCAACUUUGCUACCCCAUCGCCAGCGAAUUCAUUCAUUUCAUCGUUAACAGGUGACAGCGAGAGUUUGCAGCCGUCGAUGACGACGUCGUCAGGUUUUCAAAUAACAAAUCUGUCAUCAGCCGGCCGGCCGCCUCUCUCGACGUCGUCCUUAAAACGGAAGUGCAGUUCCAUGGAUGAUAUGGCCGUUAAGUGCAGCAGUGCUGGUGGAUCAUCUGGCCGUUGCCAUUGCCCCAAGAAAAGGAAAUCAAAGGUAAAACGAGUGGUGAGAAUCCCUGCUAUUAGCAUGAAAAUGGCUGAUAUACCACCAGAUGACUUUUCUUGGAGGAAAUAUGGUCAGAAACCGAUCAAGGGUUCUCCUCAUCCCAGGGGAUAUUACAAGUGUAGCAGUGUAAGAGGAUGUCCAGCUAGAAAACAUGUGGAGAGGGCAUUGGAUGAUCCAAACAUAUUGAUUGUUACAUAUGAAGGAGAACAUGAUCAUCCAUUUUCCAUUACAGAGACACCACCAUCUGCUAUAGUCAUUGAAUCUUCUUAACCUUCAAUAUUCAACUAAUCUAGGAGCUAGUUCUUUGCCCCACCAAGAGACGUGAAGAUUCUGUAAAACCAGAAAGCAAUCAAUGCAAAAGUUUCAUUUGGUCAACUCCUAGAGAAAAGAACAAGAUGGAGCAAGAGGCUUUUGGGGGUGUGUGAAAGGGAAGGGAUUCUUGGGGGUUGGGGUUUUGCGGGGUGGGGGGGGGGUCCAUUUGUUUAUUGUUCUUUGUUUGUUGGCAGUUGAAAACUUUUGAUUUUGCGUGAAAAGUAAAAGAGAAAUAUCUUAAAGUUUGUGGAUUUGGCGGACAUUGAAUCAUGCAAGUAGUGGGGUUUUACUUGUUUUUUUUAGUGUGAGUGCGGGAAUUUCUUAUGUUUUACAUCUUUUUUGUCAACCAUCCUCAUACACCUUACAUAUAUCAUGUUAAUAAGACUAUUCUUUUGUUUUCCUC
Messenger RNA from Lycium ferocissimum, 1846 nucleotides. RefSeq names its product probable WRKY transcription factor 7. Gene Ontology annotation, biological process: regulation of DNA-templated transcription. The coding region runs from base 409 to 1401 and encodes 330 amino acids. Lineage: Eukaryota; Viridiplantae; Streptophyta; Magnoliopsida; Solanales; Solanaceae. The transcript is spliced from 3 exons. The record is from RefSeq and is a predicted model, not a curated record. Gene Ontology annotation, molecular function: DNA-binding transcription factor activity; sequence-specific DNA binding.